Ahaetulla prasina is the source of this 1188-nucleotide messenger RNA. RefSeq names its product calcineurin like phosphoesterase domain containing 1 (gene CPPED1). NCBI's taxonomy places the organism in Eukaryota, Metazoa, Chordata, Lepidosauria, Squamata, Colubridae. The transcript has 4 exons. The record is from RefSeq and is a predicted model, not a curated record. The coding region runs from base 92 to 1033 and encodes 313 amino acids. Gene Ontology annotation, molecular function: hydrolase activity.
UCCUACUGUUUUUUUUUGUAAGGACUGCUUCUGCUCCACGGGAAGGAAAGAGGGGCCUGCCUGCCUAUCUGCCUGCCUGUCUGCGCUCCCCAUGGCUGAGAAAGGGCAGAAUGAGUUGCUAAAAGCCCGAGACAGGACCCUGAGCGUCUUCCGCGAAGAAGCAGAAAGGGACUGGAAGGGCCCUUUCUAUUUCAUUCAAGGAGCGGAUCCUCAGUUUGGGCUGAUGAAGGCGUACAGCAUCGGCGAUUGCAGCAGUGGUGGGGACGAAUGGGAAGCUGAAUUGCAGCUCACCCGGCAAGCGGUGGAAGCCAUUAACCGCCUGAACCCGAGACCAAAGUUCCUUGUGCUCUGCGGAGAUUUAAUACAUGGCAUGCCUGGGACGGAAUGGCGAGAGGCUCAAAUCCGGGAUCUAAGAAAUGUCCUGAAGGACCUUAGAAGCGACAUCCCUCUGGUUUUCGUCAGCGGCAAUCAUGAUUUGGGGAACACGCCCACGCCGGAAACUAUCAGCGGUUAUCGGCAGCAGUGGGGCGACGAUUACUUCAGCUUUUGGGUGGGCGGCGUCUUCUUUCUCGCGCUGAAUUCCCAGCUGUACUUCGACGCUUCUCAGUGCUCAGAAGUAAAGGCGGCGCAGGACGUGUGGCUGGAGCAGCAGCUGGCCGUGGCGGAGAAAAAGCAGUGCCGCCAUGCUGUCGUCUUCCAGCACAUCCCUUUCUUCGUAAACGAACCCGAAGAGGACCACAACUACUUCAAUUUGGAGAAGGCCGUUCGACACGAGCUCAUGGAAAAAUUCUGCCGAGCAGGUAUUAAAACAGUAUUUUCUGGACACCUUCACAAAAACGCUGGAGGAAAGUACAAGGAUCUCGACAUGGUCAUUUCGUCGGCCAUUGGAUGCCAGCUAGGAGAGGACACCCAUGGGGUGCGGCUUGUAGGGGUCACCGCGGAAAAGAUCGUCCACAGAUACUACAGUCUGAGCGAGCUGAGUAACCCUCAAAACGUCGAGAAAGAGUUUAUGGCGUUGAUAAAACCAAAUUAGCUUUAGGUUCUGAAAUAGCAUUUUUCUCUCUGUUUCCAUGAUUUAUUUUUUUUAAAAAAUAACAACAACAACAUAGGUCUGAUUUCCCUCAACUCAUCCUGUUAUUUACUAAGGAAACGCCUCACUUAAGAAUAAUAAAUGGCAAGUUCUGAAUA